GUGACGUACGUUCAAUGUUAUUGUUUAAUUGGACGAGGUAUGAUAUCCAACUAAAUCCCAAGUUAUCGAAGUGUUCACCGUAAAAAUUAUCGAACCUGCGUUUGAUUAGGGUUUACACUUCGGAACUCUGAAUUCUGAGCGGCAUGGGAAAGAAGGAGAAGUCGAAAGCCAAUGCAAGAGAGCACGAACAAGUCGGCGAAGCAACCGACAAUCUCGACGGCGCUUCCACGCCAUCACUCGUGUUCAGUAGCGAUGAUGAUGAUGACGAAGCCAAUCAAGAUCUGAGUCUCAGAAUCGUUGAAAAGGCCCUACGAGCGCGAGAGGCAAAGCUUGCAACAAACGACGCCGUUUUAAACGGCGUUGAUUCUUCUCUUGUUUCGCCAUCGCAGCAAUCUGAAUUCAAGGUGAUGCAAAGCGACGGCGUUUUGGAUGGGUCGAGUGGGAUCACUGCUUGGGAAAUGAUGGAAGAGAAGAAAACGACGAAGCUAAUGGUGGACUCUGGGUUUUCAAGUGUUAUUGUAGCUGCAGAUCAAGAGGUGGAAGAGAUAAUCAAAACUACAGAGAACCGUGAGUCCGUGGAUCUGGAAGCAAGUUCGGGUCAGAUAGGCGACAAUGUGGUUCUGCGAAAGCUGCUUCGGGGUCCAAGAUAUUUUGACCCUCCAGAUAGUAGUUGGGGAGCAUGCUAUAAUUGUGGCGAGGAAGGUCAUGCUGCUGUAAACUGUACAGAAGCGAAGCGGAUGAAACCGUGCUAUGUAUGUGGUGGUUUGGGACACGUUGCAAAGCAAUGUACUAAGACGAAUUGCUAUAUCUGUAAGAAAGGUGGCCACCGUGCCAAAGAUUGUCCAGAGAAGCACAUGUCGGCACGUGUUCCUAAAAGCUUAACGGUGUGCUUGAAGUGUGGGAAUUCUGGGCAUGAUAUGUUUUCAUGCAGGAAUGAUUAUUCACCGGAUGAUCUCAAGGAGAUUCAAUGUUAUCUCUGCAAGACAUUUGGCCAUUUGUGCUGUGUCAAUACUGCUGAUGCAAUACUGGGAGAAAUUUCUUGUUACAAAUGUGGUCAGAUGGGUCAUACUGGUUUGCAAGUAGCAAAUGCAUGUACAUCUUGUAAGGAAGGACAUGGUAAACAUGGGAAUGAGAACUGAAUUGGGACCCGUGAAGAUGGUGAAUGGACAAAUUAUCCGGAUAUGAAGCAAUUAGUUGAUACAUCAAUAAAAGUGUUCCGAUCUCAAAGACAAGCUCGAGUACCACGUACUAAAUCCAGCAACAUUACGUGGAUAAAAGUGCAGUGUCCUCUACAGCGCAACGGUAUCGAUUGCGGAUACUUUGUAAUGAGGUUUAUGAGGGAAAUCAUUAAUAUGAAUCAAAUAGAGAUUCCAAUCACGUACUUUGAUGAAUACAAGUGUGCUCAUUACACGAGACUGCAGUUGGAACAAAUCAAGGAGGAAUUGUGUCAAUAUUUUAUUGAGAAAAGAUUAAUUAGUAUAUAAUGGUUUCAAAAUAAC
This is a messenger RNA of Lathyrus oleraceus (garden pea), 1499 nucleotides long. Its product is annotated as cold shock protein 1. NCBI's taxonomy places the organism in Eukaryota, Viridiplantae, Streptophyta, Magnoliopsida, Fabales, Fabaceae. The record is from RefSeq and is a predicted model, not a curated record. Gene Ontology annotation, molecular function: nucleic acid binding; zinc ion binding. The transcript is spliced from 9 exons. Bases 144 to 1139 code for a protein of 331 amino acids.